Messenger RNA from Notolabrus celidotus (New Zealand spotty), 1283 nucleotides. RefSeq names its product V-set domain containing T cell activation inhibitor 1 (gene vtcn1). NCBI's taxonomy places the organism in Eukaryota, Metazoa, Chordata, Actinopteri, Labriformes, Labridae. The transcript is spliced from 6 exons. The record is from RefSeq and is a predicted model, not a curated record. The coding region runs from base 309 to 1130 and encodes 273 amino acids.
UCAAAAUCAAGAUGGCCGACCAAAGGUUAGAAAUACAAUGCAGCUCAGGGAUAGAGUCAGUUCCUUCUAUUCUGGAACCUUGCAGGGGAUGUUUUUCAUAACUUUGUAGUCUUUGGAGGAGGUCCUGAUCAAUGACCGGUCAACUAGACUGGAUUCGAUGUGUUUCUGGCUGUUUCAAUCAUAGAGUCUUUCAGAAACUGGAGUAUGCAUGGGAACCAUUUGGAGGAGCAGAGGAUACUUAGGAGGAAUGGAACGACUGGACCUUUGACUUGAGCCACGGGAAGGUUUUUCAUUUUUCGUCAGCAGCCAUGGCUUCAAUCGGGCAAAUUAUCUUCUACAGCAUGAUUAUCCUCAUCGUCUUAUUCUCAGUGCUCAUCAUCCUCCUCCUAGCCCUGGCAUUCUCCGACUCCUCCUCUGAGGUGACGAGCACUAACACGUUACCCAUCGCCAACCUGGGUGAAGACAUCGUCCUCAGCUGCUACCUGAAUGUCAAAAUUGAACUCGCCAAGUUAAGAGAGGCGUCAGUCACCUGGGAGAAGAAAGGUCUGACAGGAGUCGUUCAUCGUUACGUGGACGGAGCUGACGAGCUCGCGGACCAGAACUCUCAGUUCAAACGGAGGACGAAGGUGUUCCCCGAGGCUUUGGGCACAGGGAACGCCUCGCUGCUGCUGAGGGACGUGAGGAAAAGCGAUGCGGGGGAGUACACCUGCAGGAUGAGCUCCUCUGAGGGCAAAGGGACGGUCAAUAUCAAUCUCAGAGCGGCAGCCUUCACAGCGCCCAAGUUUAAGUUCACCAAAGGCGUCCUGGUCGCGGAGGCCAGCAGGUGGUUCCCUAAACCGAACGUCACAUGGUCAGACGAGGCUGGGAACGUCCUGAACGGGAGCACGAGCUUCAAACCAAACUCUGCAGGGAUUUACAAAGUGGUCAGCAUGCUGCAGCCGGUCAACAUCAGCGACACCUACACCUGCAGGAUCGAGAACGAGCUGGUGAGCGCCGUGUCGAAGGCGACUGUGACAGACACUAAUAUUUUUGGGAGGACGUACUUCACCUUCAGCGCUGCUUCAUCCCUGCUGACGUCCAUGUACCUGAGCACUCUGACCAUCAUCAUCUACAUCUGUUAUCUGACCUGAAGGCACAAAAGUUCUGUGUGAACAUAAAGUGCAUGAAAUCAUUCAAAUUAAAACUUUAUAUUUUUUUAAUAUAUAUAUAUAUUAAAACGUGACUUUUGUCGCCAUGUAAAAACAAAUGUGUCUGUAUUUUAUUUUCUAUGUCAGCUCUAUCAA